This is a messenger RNA of Acaromyces ingoldii, 908 nucleotides long. RefSeq lists its product as hypothetical. The transcript is spliced from 2 exons. Gene Ontology annotation, molecular function: hydrolase activity. The coding region runs from base 109 to 876 and encodes 255 amino acids. The record is from RefSeq and is a predicted model, not a curated record. Lineage: Eukaryota; Fungi; Basidiomycota; Exobasidiomycetes; Exobasidiales; Cryptobasidiaceae.
ACCUCGGCAAACGAAUAUCCAGCAUCUCCACUGCUUUUUCUUAAGCCCGUCACAUCUCUUACAACCGCCAACGCUUCCAACAAGACCCCAGGCAUCACAACUGCAACCAUGUCAUUCUGCGAAGGCUGCAUCGAUCUCAAGGAACUGCCCGGCAAGGAGCAGGGCUCGACGCAACAGAUCAACGGCGUCACGACAUAUGUGUCCAAGGGCAGCCGCAAGGGAAACGUCGUCGUCGCAACUGACAUCUACGGCCUUGGCAUCCCAAACCCCAAGAUCGUGGCCGACAUCAUCGCCAACGAGAGCGGUCUCAACGUGUACAUUCCCGACAUCUUCCCCAAUGGGCCCAUCAAGCCCGAUGACUUCCAGCUGCCCAACAAAGCCUCGUCGGGCCCUCCCAGCGAGGAGCGCAUGGGCAAGAACUUCGAAAACUUCAUGGCCUGGAUGGGCAAGGGACACGGACCCGACAAGACGUACCCUAUCUUCAAGAAGGUCAUCGACGAAGUGAGCAAGGAAGGCCCGACGGGCGCCAUCGGAUACUGCUACGGCGCCAAGCUCGCUGUUAUUGCCGCGCAGGAGGGCGCUGUCAAGGGUAUCGCGCUCUAUCACCCCAGCCUGCUCGAGGCCAGCGACGCGGAGAAGAUCCAGACCAAGACGCUCCUCAACGAGGCUGAGCUCGACCCCCUGUUCGGCGAGCUCAAGGACACGUUUGAAAAGACGCUCAAGUCCAGAAACCUCCUCGACUCAAGGACGAAGCAAUACCCCAACACCGUCCACGGAUUCGGCUGCCGACCUGACCUUGAAGAUGCCAAGGUGAAGGCCGGCUGGGAAGAGUCGGUCAGCACCACCGGCAAGUUCUUCCAGGAGACCCUGGCCUAAAGCUGUCGUCAAUUGAUGAAUUUCAUUUUGUG